AUGGACGUCCAGCCAACGAAUGGCAAGUCCACCGAAGACCUCGCACUGAAUGACGACAACUCUUCAACAAAUACACCACAAACGAACAAGGACGUCAGGAGGGUGUCGCGACUGAUCUUGGAUAUCAUUUUCGAAUAUGCACUCAACAAAUUCGACGACUCAAAGGACCGACUGGAGGCUGGUGCGAGUAACUUCUUGUCAGUCAUUGAUCAAUUCGUUGCAGCAGGGAAACGUGUGGACACAUGCCUUCCAGCAUUCCCUUUCAAAUCAGCAAACAAGGUGUACAAGGUGCUGGGUAGUCUACCAGACAUGGCUGAAGAGCUAGCUCUUAACCGGCUGAAUACCAUGUGCACGCGGAUACGCGAAGUAUACUCACCUGGCGCCCAGGUUACCAUUAUCUCCGAUGGUAUCACAUACAAUGAAACAUGGCUAAUCAAGGCGGUACCCGGUUUCUAUGCGUUAUUAGAUCUGUUGUCCAUAUCUGAUCAGGAUACUUGGGCCUACGGAGAAGCUCUACGUAAGAUGGCUAUCCAGAAGAAGUUUGGCUACAUCAACUUUUCUAGAAUGAGAGACCUGCUCGAAUUUCCUCUGCCAGAAAAGCUGACGGAAAUCACCUACGUUGCCAACUGUACGACCUUCCGCCGAUUGCUUAUUAACAGGUACGGCCGCGACGACCUCAACAUCGAUCAUGAGAUUGCGACAAACCCCGAUACGAAGCUGACUUAUCUCGGCUACAAACGAUUUUUGGAGUCGGAUUUGAAAUACAUCUUCCCUCGGGGCGCGGAUCGAAGUGCCCAUAGCUAUAAGAGGGAUUGCAAGUAUCUCGCCAAGCAGAUGCUAAUGCGGGGAUAUGCUUUUGCAGGCGCGGUCAAAAAUGCUUUCCCGAACUACUUGCGCCUUUCUAUCCACGAAUCGGUAGGCCUGAACAAAGUAUCGAUAUGCCUGCUUAACACCAAGACCGGAUUUACAACCCCAUGGCACUGCACCGUAGCUCAGCUGGCCGAUGGGGAAUGGAUAAGCGCCCCUAUGGGCGAGUUCGCCAAAGACAGCCGGCUGGAACUUAUCCAUGUAGACGGCCAACCCAGCUACUACAAGGAGAAGCCACGCGAUAAUGGCACUCUUGCCAUCAGUGAGUCAACGGCAAGUUAUUUCCAAGAAGCUAGACCACUCAGCGCCAGUGGAUAUCUCAGCGGAGCGUCCACGCCCGGUACAGCAUCACCCAGCCGCUUCUCCGGUUCACCGCCUAGGACGACCACGAGAAGCAGCGAAGCCACCACUCCAGAGGCUCAAUCCCCUCCCACGCUUGCACGGAGCGGCUUAGGCGUCGUGAUGGAGACAAGUUCGAGUACUAUUUCCUCCCCAGCGGAAACCAAUGGGACGCCUUCAAAGCCUUAUGGCAAAAGGCUCAUCCCUCGGAUCAUGGAUGACCUCGCAGCUGCUGAGCCAGAACGCAUUGUCUUCUCCCUAGCGACACUCUCCGGUGAUGCACUCCAGUUUAGAAAAAUUACCGCUCACGCCUUCAACAAGGCUAUCGACAAGACCGCUUGGUGGCUUCGCGGUCAGAUUGGCAGCACUGACUCGGUCCAGCCUGUUGGUUACAUUGGUCCUCGUACUGACUUUAUGGUUUACAAAGAUGAUCUUCGGCACGUUCUGUUAACAUAUGCGUGUGUCAAGGCUGGAUAUGCGGCCUUAUUUCUCUCGCCCAAAAAUAACACAGAAGGCGCACUAUCAGUACUUGAAACCACAAAAUGCAAUAUCUGGGUCAGCGCUGGCGAUGAACCACAGGAACCUUUGGUGGAAGAGAUCUUGCAAAAGCGCUCUAUGACCCAUUUGCAGCUGCCUCUCCUCGACGAGCUGCUUGACGCCGAGUCUUCUGAGCCGUUCCCCUAUACCAAGUCAUUUGACGAAGCGAUAAACGAGCCCUUCUGUUACCUACAUACCUCUGGGAGCACAGGAGUGCCCAAGCCUAUUCCUUGGUCUCACGGAUUGAUUGGAACUAUGGAUGCUGUUCGCCUGCUGCCGCCUGCGAAGGGCUACGAAGGUCUGGCUCCAUGGACUACCGGCUGGGAGGAAGGCGAUACGAUCUACUCGUCAUUCCCUAUGUGUCACGGCGCUGGAAUUAUCAUGAACAUUCUGAUGCCAGCCUUCUUUAACUUGCACUGCGUAUUGGGACUCGCCGGCGCUCUGCCCAAUAUUCGACUGGUGGAAACUCUUGCAGACAAUGUUAAGAUUGAUAUCUGGAGCAUGGUUCCAUCCCUUGUCAACGAAAUUGGUGAAACACCUGAAGUACUGGCAAAGCUCAGGCCGUCCAAAUUUAUAUGCGCAUCUGGCGGCCCCGUCAGCCCAGUCAGCGCCGGCAAGGUCAAUGAGGUGGUACGAGUAUUGAACUUGACCGGUACAACAGAGGGACUAUUCAUUGGUAAUCUCGUGACUUCACGAGAGGAUUGGCACUGGUUCUGCUUCCACCCCUACUCCGGCUUCGAAUUCAAGGAAAUUGGGGAGAAUACUUACGAGCACUGGGUGCAUCGCAAUGAGCACUGGCCUCUCUUUCAGGGCAUCUUCCACACCUUCCCAGACAAAGAGUCAAUUAACUUCAAGGACUUAUACAUUCGACAUCCUACGAAGCCGAAUCUAUGGGCCUUCAAGGGAAGAAGCGAUGAUCUAGUGGUGCUAUCUAAUGGAUACAAGAUAACGCCCCUAGAAACAGAGGCAAUGGUCACUGUUCAUCCUGCAGUCAAAGGAUGUCUUCUAUUUGGAACCGGAAAGCCCCAAGCAGGUCUGCUUAUCGAUCUAAAGGACCCAUCGGAGAAGUCCGACGAGCUUCUUGACAGUAUAUGGGAAACAGUCAAGAAGGCUAACUCGAUGUCUCGCCAUAAAGAUCAGCUUCUGAAAGACUUUGUUACAAUUACAAAGCCUGGGAAGCCCUUUAUCUACACCGAUAAGGGAACCGUAAAGCGAGCGGCUACCCUAGCACUCUAUGCCGACUAUAUCGACCGUUUCUACAGCUCACUUAGUGAUGAAGAUCUUGAAGAUAUCCCCCAAGUUGAUGUCAGCUCAAAUGAUUCAAUCCAAAGUUACAUUCGCGAAAUCCUGAUCUCCUCGCUCCCCAAUAUCCGAGAAGCCUCUCCAGACCUGGACUUGUUUGAGCUCGGGCUAGACUCCCUCGGCGUCUUCGCAGCUAUUAAGAAGAUUCGGGCUGCUACGGGUCUAGGUGAACAGAUUGCUCCUCGCCACGUCUAUGCCAACCCUACCAUCACCAGUCUCUCUGCUACUAUUGCACGUCUAGCGGUCGAGGCGAAGGCUGAGCGUGAGACGGCCUUGUCCGACCAGCCUGUCGACAACGAAACUGCCCAAUUGAAGACCAUUCUGGCCCAACACAAGGCGCGGCAAUCAUUCCCAUUGAAUGCCCUCGACUACGUCAACCCAAAUCACAAUAUGGGCCUAGUGUUCUAUUUCUCUCUGCGCGAUGGCGUUAGCUUUGAGCGAGUAUUUACCAAUCUACAGGAGGGGCUCAACCGUACAUUCGACCUAAUCCCGGCGCUGAGUGGUAAGAUAAUGAACCGUUCAGAGCAAGAGAUUGGUUAUAGCAAGGGAGAUCUCUGUGUCACCAUCCCCCCACUGUCCAUGGCAGCCUCUGCCCGCAAUCGUUUGGUUUACAAGGACCUCUCUGAUAUUCUCCCGCCCUUCGACGAGUUACGCAACACAGACUUCGCGCCGUCUACCUUCAAGGACAGUCUCGUUCUACGAGAUGAUCCGAUCACCAAGAUUCCUGCUAAUAUCUUCGCUGGACAAGUCAACUUUGUCCGAGGUGGUUGCAUCCUUGCCGUCGAUCUAAACCAUUGCUGCCUAGAUGGCCUCGGCGCCAUGGUCGCUAUCAAAGCCUGGGCUGAGAACUGCAGAUAUCUGCAGGGCGAUAAAUCGGCAACAUGCAACUGGUACGAUCCAGAGAGUUUCAACCAUAGCCUCCCAGAAAUUCUUCAUGAGCAAGAAGGCUGGGUCAAACCGGUUGAUGCGGUAGAUCCAGGUACAUGGGGCUUUCUUCCAUUCUUCCCCCCAGACGACGAGUCUGUCCCUACGAAACUUCCGAAAGACGGAGCUCUGACCCCUCGGCCCAUUUUCCCCCUGCACAAUGUCUGGCCGCUACCUCGCGCCGAGAGAUGCAUGAAGACGACCUUAUUCCUAGUCACACCUGAGAAGCUAGAGAAAAUGAAGCAGGAUGUGAUAGCUGACCCCCAGGCCAAGGGUGUCAUCACGUCCAUCAGUGACAUUGUACAAGCCUUUUUCUGGCGCACUGCCAUCAGGGCACGAUAUCGUGUGGCCAAGGAGAUGCGCAAGGAGACUUUCGGACCGGAUGACAUGUCCAUUCUUGAGCUGCCCACUGACGGUCGCCCAUAUUUCUCCUCAAGGCUACCAUCGACAUACAUGGGAAGCGUGCUUAUUCUCAAUCGAUGCAGCAUGCCCGUUGAGACACUCUGCUCCCCUGAGACAAGCAUUGGGCAUGUCGCCUACAUGCUCCGCCAGUCUACCGCCCGCAUUACCCCGUCGCUCGUGCAUGACGCCUUCACGAUUUUACAGUCCCUUCCUGACCACAGUAGAUUCUCGACUGCUAACAUGGGUCUUGAGCACAUGCACGCCAUGAUUUCCAAUAUGAUGCUAUUCCCGACAAGCGAAAUCAACUUUGGAGACAAACUCUUCGCCAACAGUGGCUCGCCUGAGUCAAUGCGUCCGCAAGUUGAGCGUGCUCAUGGGAUUUUCCGUUUCCUGGCCAUCUAUCCAAUGAAGAAGGACGGAGGAGUGGAGCUGGUCUUGGGAACGCACCGCGAGGAAUUGGAGAUGUUUAAGACGGACGAGGAGUUCAUGAAGUAUGCGGAUCUUGUGGACACCACUUGCUGA
Molecule: messenger RNA, 4893 nt
Organism: Arthroderma uncinatum
Lineage: Eukaryota; Fungi; Ascomycota; Eurotiomycetes; Onygenales; Arthrodermataceae
Exons: 6
Coding region: 1-4893 (1630 amino acids)
Source: RefSeq, a predicted model, not a curated record